Messenger RNA from Pseudomassariella vexata, 1893 nucleotides. RefSeq lists its product as uncharacterized. Bases 1 to 1893 code for a protein of 630 amino acids. Lineage: Eukaryota; Fungi; Ascomycota; Sordariomycetes; Amphisphaeriales; Pseudomassariaceae. The transcript has 3 exons. The record is from RefSeq and is a predicted model, not a curated record.
AUGUCGUCCUCGGGCAGUUUGCCGCGCAUGCACUCUGCCCGAGGCCUGCCUGCGAGGGCCGACAAGAAGGGUGUGAUGCUGCUCAACCGCAUCGGUCCUGCGUCCUCGGGCCUGUUUGUGGCCAAUGCCGACGGCACCAACGAGGUGGCCCUCUUGGACAGCACCUCGGGUCUCGACUACCACCCUUCCUUCUCGGCCGAUGGUGAAUGGAUCACCUUCACCAGCGAGCGUAAUGGCGACGGCAACUCCGACUUGUACCGUGUGCGUGCCAACGGCACCGACCUCGAGGAGAUCAUCGCCACCUCGGCCAUGGAGGACAACGCCGUCCUUUCCCCUGACGGCACCCAGGUCGCUUAUGUCUCGACUGCCAAUGGCUACCUUGCCAACAUCUGGGUCAUGGACCUUGCCACCAAGGAGGCUCGCAACCUCACCAGCACCGCUCUGACCCAGACCACCAUCAGUCGUGACGACAGUCCCUCUGGUCACUUCCGACCCAGCUGGUCUCCUGACGGCCAAUGGCUCGCCUUCUCCUCUGACCGCGAAACGGCAUGGACUGGCCACGGAAACGGCACCGGUUGGGAGCACACCCAGGAGCUGUCCAUCUACGUCAUUCGUCCCGACGGUACCGACAUGCGCAAGCUCGCCGCGAAGGACGAGUACUGUCUGGGUUCGCCCAAGUGGUCCCCUGACGGCAAGCGCGUCAUCUUCUACGAGCUGACGCGCGAGAACACCUGGGACUCCCACCGUCCUGAGGGCGUCGACAGCAUUGUGUCGUCCAUCGUCAGUGUUGACUUCGAGACUGGUCUGGAUCGCCAGGUCCACGUCACCGGGGGCUCCCUCAAGGUAGGCCCUCAGUAUGUGACCAACGACACCGUCGGAUACCUGGUCAAGGGCAACGCCAAUCCUGGACUGAACUACACUUCGGGCGACUCGUUCCUGCGCAACCCCUCGUGGUCGCCCGAUGGGUCCAAGGUUGUCUACGAAAGGCAACUAUGGACCCCUAUUCGCGCCAUGGAGAAGCCGCUGUACAGCUGGGACUCGGACUGGGAGUACCGCUUCACCGACGUCUUCCCCGUCCUGUCCACCGUCACCAAGCGCUUCGCUAUGACCCAGAAGCAGCUCGGCAAUAGCGGCAUUGUUGUCAUGAACCCUGAUGGUUCCGACCAGCAGGUCGUCUUCGACCCUACCGUCGCACUCGACCCCGCCCAGCUCAGCGUAGGUCUUGCCGGUGCCUUCGCCCCUGACUGGUCACCUGACGGCAAGUCUGUCGCCUUUGGUGUCGGCUCGUGGUUCCAGAGCCGCGCCACUACCACCGCCCGUCUCGCCCGCGCUUCCGCUACUGCCAACGGCUCGUUUGAGUACCUCACCGACGGCAGCUACAACGCUGGUUUCCCCUCAUACUCCGAUGACGGUACUAAGAUUGUCUUCCGCGCUUGGGGCAACACGUCGUUUGACUGGUUGGGCAUCCGCAUGCUUGACCUGACCAAGAACAACUCCAUUUCCAUCCUCACCGAAGACUGGGACAACCUCCCCCACUUCCAGCCCGGCAGCAACUCGAGUCGCAUCCUCUUCACCCGCCGCACCUCGUGCUGCACCGAGACGGCCAGCAACUACGACGUCUGCACGAUGGCCGCCGACGGCACCGAUGUCCAGGUCCUGACCACCAGCGGCUCCAACGAGGCUCAUGCCGUCUGGAACUAUGACGGCUCUCGCAUUCUCUACUCGAGUGGCGAGUUCGGCUUCCGCGACGAGUGCGCCCUCUACGAUGACACCUUCCAGCCUUACGGCCAGAUUAUGAGCAUGAACCCCGACGGGUCCGACAAGAAGAUGUUGGUCGACUCCCAAUGGGAGGACUCCAUGCCCAUUUACAUCCCUAAUGAGUACCUCUUAUAA